AACUAGGUCAUCUGACCAACUGGCACGCCCGUCAUUUUCGACAGGAGAAAGACCGUUCACCUGCUCACUCAGUGGGAAUGGAUUCACUCGGUCACCUCAAUUGAAGCUACAUCAGCAAUUUCACACUGGGAAAGGACAUUCAACUGCUCUGUGUGUGAGAAGGGAUUCAGUCGGUCAUUCCACCUGUGGACACACCAGUCAGUUUCCAUUGGGCAGAGGAUGGUCAUCUGCUGAAUUUUUGGGGAAGGAUUUACUCGGUCAUCUCACCUAAUGGCGCUCCAGCGAGUUCACACUGGGGAGCAGCCGUUCACCUGCUCGGACUGUGGGAAGGGAUUCACUAAACCAAUUCCCCUACCGAGACAUCAGUCAACUGACGCUGGCGAGCGGCCAUUCACCUGCUUAGACUGUGGGAAGGGAUUGACUUUGACAUCUCACCUACUGACACACCAGCCAGUUCACACUGGGGAGAAGCCGUUCAUCUGCUCAGUCUGUGGGAAGGGAUUCACUCAGUCAUCCAAACUAGAAAGUCAUCAGCGAGUUCACACUGGGGAGAAGCCGUUCACCUGCUCGGACUGUGGGAAGGGAUUCACUCACUCAUCCACCCUAGUGAGUCAUCAGCGAGUUCACACUGGGGAGAGGCCAUUCACCUGCUCGGCUUGUGGGAAGAGAUUCACUCAUUCAUCCAACCUACAGCGUCAUCAGCGAGUUCACACUGGGGAGAGGCCAUUCACCUGCUCGGCUUGUGGGAAGAGAUUCAGUCAGUUAUCCAACCUACAGCGUCAUCAGCGAGUUCACUCCGGAGAGAGGCCGUUCAUCUGCUCAGACUGUGGGAAGAGAUUCACUCUUUCAUACAAACUGCAGAGUCAUCAACGAGUUCACACUGGGGAGAAGCCGUUCACCUGCUCAGAAUGUGGGAAGGGAUUCACUCACACAUCCCAUUUACAGAGACACCAGCGAGUUCACACUGGGGAGAAGCCGUUCACCUGCUCCGUCUGUGGGAAGGGAUUCAAUCGGUCAUCCACCCUAAAGAUUCAUCAGCGUGUUCACACUGGAGAGAGGCCGUUCACCUGCUCAGAAUGUGGGAAGAGAUUCACUCUGUCAUGUAACCUGCAGACACAUCAGCGAGUUCACACAGGCGAGAAGCCAUUCACCUGCUCCGUCUGUGGGAAGAGAUUCAGUAAGUCAUCCAACUUACUGGUACAUCAUCGAGCUCACACUGGUGAGAAGCCGUUCACCUGCUCAUUCUGUGGGAAGAGAUUCACUGAGUCAUCCCGCCUACAGAAUCAUCAGCGAGUUCACAUUGGGGAGAAGCCAUUCACCUGCUCAGUCUGUGGGAAGAGAUUUACUCAGUCAUCCCACCUACAGAGACAUCAGCGAAUUCACACUAGGGAUAAGCCCUUCACCUGCUCCGUCUGUGGUAAGAGAUUCUCUAAGUCAUUCAACUUACUGGUACAUCAGCGAGUUCACACUGGGGAGAAGCCGUUCACCUGCUCAGAAUGUGGGAAGAGAUUCACUGAGUCAUCUCACCUACAGAGUCAUCAGCGAGUUCACACUGGGGAGAAGCCGUUCACCUGCUCAGAAUGUUGGAAGGAAUUCACUCAGUCAUCCCACCUGCAGAGACAUCAGCGAGUUCACACUGGGGAGAAGCCAUUCACUUGCUCGGACUGUGGGAAGGGAUUCACUCAGUCAUCCAGCCUACAGAGACAUCAGCGAGUUCACACUGGGUUGAGGCCAUUCACCUGCUCAGAAUGUGGGAAGAGAUUCAGGGAGUCAUCCCACCUACAGAAUCAUCAACGUGUUCACACUGGGGAGAAGCCGUUCACCUGCUCAGAAUGUGGGAAGAGAUUCACUCAGACGUCCCACUUACAGAGACAUCAGCGAGUUCACACUGGGGAGAGGCCAUUCACCUGCUCGGAAUGUGGGAAGGGAUUCAUUCAGUCAUCCAGCCUUCAUAGUCAUCAGCGAGUUCACACAGGGGAGAGGCCGUUCAGCUGCUAAGAAUGUGCGAACGGAUACAUUCAGUCAUCCCAACUACUGGCACAUCAGUCAGUUCACAAUGGGGAGUGGUUGUUGUUAAGUAUCCCUAGGUAUCGUUUGCUGUGGACUGUUAUUUUAUAUGAGAGAGAGAGAGAAGAGAGAAGAGAGAGAGAGAGAGAGAGAGAGAGAGAGAGAGAGAGAGAGAGAGAGAGAGAGAGAGACUGAGACUGACUCGCAGCUUGUUUAAUAUUAACCGAGGACACAGACACUCAGAGCCAGACAGAAACGAAGGAGGAGAAAUGGAACAGUCAACACAUAGGAACUAGUGGCCAAGGGUCACUAUUUGUGACUUUCCUAUGCCCACAAGGGUGGGUUAAUUAUUGAUUCAACAUAAUGUACAUCGAAUGUGGGGUUGUCACCUCGUUUGAUCCAUAGGAGUGGAUCUGAUUGGGAUAUCCUGUGAAGACCACUGAUGUGUUAACCCUUGCCUGGGUGUGUUGUGGUAAUUCACUUGAAGACAGUACCCCUUUUGACAAGUCAUUUUCGAAGAUAAUUUGUAUGUGGAUUUGGAACGACGGA
Hypanus sabinus (Atlantic stingray) is the source of this 2556-nucleotide messenger RNA. RefSeq names its product gastrula zinc finger protein XlCGF26.1-like. Gene Ontology annotation, molecular function: DNA-binding transcription factor activity, RNA polymerase II-specific; RNA polymerase II cis-regulatory region sequence-specific DNA binding. Lineage: Eukaryota; Metazoa; Chordata; Chondrichthyes; Myliobatiformes; Dasyatidae. The record is from RefSeq and is a predicted model, not a curated record. Gene Ontology annotation, biological process: regulation of transcription by RNA polymerase II. The transcript has a single exon. The coding region runs from base 271 to 1998 and encodes 575 amino acids.